AUGAUGUUUUCACGAAAUAUUCGGAUUUUAACCAAACUCACAAUAAAUCAAUUAAAAUUGACACAAAAUGUCACGGGACAACGUUUCCUGAGGGGUGCCAGGCCUAAGAUCGAAUACAAAGCCCUGCCAACACCACUCACGGAAAAAGAACCAGAUCCCGUGGAAAUGGCAAAAAAGGAGUUAGCCGAAUUGACAGGUGGUAUGGAUCUGAAUGAAUUGAAGGCCAUAUUAGAACCCACAAAGAAACAUAAAACACAACUUCCCGCAACAACAAAAGAAGGCGAUACCCCAACAGAAUUACAAACAGAGCAGGAAACCCCACCAGGGCUACAACCCACUUACAAUUUGGCUGCCUAUGUAAAUAAAUCCGAAUUAUUGCAGAAUUUCAUAAAAAUGGGUGUCGACUUAAGUGCCAUCGAAAAACGUAAAGGCUUAGCACAAUUUGUCCUAACCUUAGAUAUGGAAAAAGAUGUCCAUCCACGUUUGCUAUUUCUCCAGGAUCACGGUGUCCCAGCGGAAUAUUUUGGUGAACUUAUUACAAAAAAUCCUUUAAUAUUUAAAGUCGAUUUAGAUGAUAUGCAGGUUAGGGUAAAUUAUUUGGAAGCGAAACGUUUCUCUAAAGUACAAAUACAACGUAUCCUAACCCUUAACCCUUUUUGGUUGAUGUUCUCCACCAAACGCAUCGACAAACGUUUGGGUUAUUUUCAAAAAGAAUUUUCGCUGCGCGGUGAUGAUGUUCGUUAUUUGUGCAGCAAACAGCCCCGCUUGAUUACCUAUAACAUGCAACAUCUGGCCGAUGCGACAUUUUGUGUGCGCGAAGAAAUGGGUUUCAACAAGGAGGAGAUAAAGGUAUUGCUGUUGAGUAAACCGCGGCUGUGGAUGUUGAAACCGGAUGACUUAAUAGAACGUUUCGCCUAUGCCCACAAUGAAAUGAAAUUAUCUCAUCAAAUGUUGCUGCAGCAGCCGGAAAUUUUAACAUCACGCGAAUUUCGUCUACGCGAACGCCAUGAGUUUCUGAAAAUGUUGGGCCGUGCCCAAUAUGAUCCCGAUAAGGAUAUGUACAUAUCUCCUAAGGCUUUGGUCGAGGGUAAUAAUCAUCAUUUUGUUCGCAAGGUGGCGAAGAGUGAUAUGGAAACGUUUGAAUUGUUUCUGAAAAGUCGUUAA
Molecule: messenger RNA, 1164 nt
Organism: Musca vetustissima
Lineage: Eukaryota; Metazoa; Arthropoda; Insecta; Diptera; Muscidae
Product: transcription termination factor 3, mitochondrial-like
Exons: 3
Coding region: 1-1164 (387 amino acids)
Biological process (GO): regulation of DNA-templated transcription; mitochondrial ribosome assembly
Cellular component (GO): mitochondrion
Molecular function (GO): double-stranded DNA binding
Source: RefSeq, a predicted model, not a curated record